AUGGCUCCUCUCGUCCCCAUAUUCUCUGCCGAAUCCCUCCCCGAUCAUGUCAACACCGUCCGCCACAACUUCCAAGAGAAACGCCGUAAAGGCGAACCGGUCAACCUCAAGGAGUGCCCAUUACUCGAAAUGACACAAUUCUCUUGCAACCCACCACAAAAUGGGGUUCCCGAACCAGGGAUUGUGGUGUGCGAACCUAUAGUGCGGUUAUUCCGACAGUGA
Penicillium digitatum Pd1 is the source of this 222-nucleotide messenger RNA. RefSeq lists its product as uncharacterized. The record is from RefSeq and is a predicted model, not a curated record. Lineage: Eukaryota; Fungi; Ascomycota; Eurotiomycetes; Eurotiales; Aspergillaceae. Gene Ontology annotation, cellular component: mitochondrial inner membrane peptidase complex.